This is a messenger RNA of Mycosarcoma maydis (corn smut), 1956 nucleotides long. Its product is annotated as putative acetamidase. The transcript has a single exon. The record is from RefSeq and is a predicted model, not a curated record. Lineage: Eukaryota; Fungi; Basidiomycota; Ustilaginomycetes; Ustilaginales. The coding region runs from base 1 to 1956 and encodes 651 amino acids.
AUGCCGUCCAACGCCAACUUUCAAGCCUGCAACACAUGGCAAGAAAUCGCCGCCGAGCAUCGCAAGCAACUCCCCAUACCCGCCGCCGCCGUUUCGCAAGAUCCACAUCUCACCGAAUGGGCACACAACGCAAACUCUCACUACAUCAACCCUUCCAAUGCGAAACCCGGUCCCUCUCUUUCCUCACUGCUUGGCCAUCCAUCUACCAAACAAAUCUGGUCUUCCGAGCUCGAUCCCCUUCUCGAUGGACUCGAUGCAACUGGCAUUGUCCAACUCACACGUUCCGGCAAGGUGUCUGUUCAAGAUUUAGUACAACUCUUUUUGAAGCGUGCAUGCAUAGUACAUCAGGCUACUAACUGUCUUUCGCAUCUCUUUGCUCAACAAGCCAUCCAGCGCGCAAAAGAGCUCGAUGCUAAGCGUGCCCUGCUCCAAGAGCAAGGUCGACUGGACCAGCUAGGUCCACUCUUCGGCCUGCCGAUGAGUAUCAAGGGUCAAAUGUCCUAUGGAAGCCACGGAAACCAACGUGGCUUCGUCUUUGACGUCCUGCCCGACCCUGCUUCACACCCGCUCGUCAACCGGAAUCUCACUCGGCAGCAGGUGCAGCUCUUGGCGUCAACCCAAGGUGGAUAUGUGGCAGAGGAGCCAGUCGAUUCCAGCAUUGCAAAGCUACUACUGCAAAACGAUGCGGUCAUCCUGGCCAAAACAACCGUGCCCCAGGGCAUUAUGCAUCUCGACACGACGAGCAACUUGUACGGCCAAACGUUGAACCCGUGCAAUCUCGCCUUGAGCCCAGGUGGUUCGAGUGGUGGAGAGAGUGCGUUGGUCGCCGGUGGCGGUAGUGCGAUGGGCGUGGGCUCGGAUAUCGGUGGAAGCAUCCGUCAGCCGUGCGGCGUGACCGGACUAUAUGGCAUCAGGCCUACUACACAGAGGCUGCCAUAUGCAGGUAUACGCUCGACCAUGCCCGGAAAUGAGGCGGUGGGAUCGUCGUUAGGGCCAAUGGCCAAGAGUUUGAGAGAUCUCGAGCUGUUCAUGUCGAGCCUUAUGAAUCAGAACACUAGACCGUGGGACUGGGACCAUACCGUGUUGCCAAUGCCCUGGCGUAAGGUGGACACCUUACUGCAGAAUGGCGCGUCGCGAACCAAGCCUAUUAUUGUUGGGGUAAUGAUGGAGGACGGUGUCGUUCGUCCGACGACGCCUGUGCGACGUGCGCUUUGCAACUGGGUCGAGCAGCUGAAUCGGUUUGCUAGUCAAACAGAUUCUCAUCUGCCACGCAUUCAACUUCGACGUUGGAACCCGCGUGACCUGCACCGUCGUGCGUGGGACGUGAUCCGAUCACUCUACUUUAUGGAUUCUGGUAAGAUGUUUGCUCUGCUCGCCAAAGCUACUGGCGAACCGCUGCUCGCUCUGACGCAGUUCAUCCUAUCGGAACCCUUUGUCCGUUCCUUCACGGCUGAUCUCGACGCCGACGCUGCUCGCGACUCGACAAUGCGCAAACUGGACGAACUGUCCUACUCUGAGUCGUGCGCCAACAUUCGCAUCCGCGAGGCGUUCAGAAAAGAGUUUCUGCAAGCGUGGAACCUGCUCGAACUCGACUGUCUGCUGACUCCUGUCAUGGGCAAUGUGGCGCCCAGACCGGCAACAGUUACAUACUGGGGCUACACGAGCGUUUUCAACCUGGUCGACUAUCCAGGAGUGGUGUUCCCGUCCGGUUUCAAGGCGGAUGCCAAGGCUGAUCAGCAAUUCGAAGCCGUCGCUGCUGGUAGUGGCGAGUUUGCCUACACCAACAAGCACGACUGGAUGAGCGAGUUCGACAAGCACAACACGCAAGAGUAUCAACAGCACAGACAAGUGUUUGACGGUGCUCCGGUAGGCUUGCAGCUGAUUGGACGCAGGUACAGGGAUGAAGAACUGGUAAAGUAUGCCGAGCUACUUCAGCAUAUUGUAGGCAGCAAGUGA